ACUCCGCGCCGGGACCCCGAGGAACAAACGCGGCUCCGAGCGGCGGCUCCCGGGACGGAGCGGCCGCGGCAGUAGCAGCAGGUGCGCGGCAGAGGAGACCCCGCGUCGCCGCAGCGCCGCCGGAGGAGCCGCUCCGACGCUCCCGCGCCGCCGAGGCCGCACCGGCGCUGUCCGGGCCGCGCCGGGGUGACGCCGUCCCGCCGCCCGCCGCCAGCACCGCCGCUGUCCCCUCCGUCCCCCGCCAAUGCCAUCGGGCGGAGGCCGCGUCCCGAGCCGGGGGCUCCGCUUCGUCCCGCGGGGCGGCGGCGAUGGGGACGGCUCUCUCCACCGGAGCGGUCGUUGCCAUCUCUUUUAACUGCAUCAUCGCUCUGCUCAUCCUCAUCCUCUUCCACAUCCUCUGCAAGGCCUGCAGGACCCCGUCGUGCCCCAAGAAGAGCCCGGCGUCCGACGCGGACGAAACGAGGAACGAGGAAAAGUACCUCCUGCAGCCCUGAGCGCGCGGCGAUGGGAGCGGAGGGGACGCGGAGCUGUGCGCAGGGACAGUGACACCGAGCGGAGCCCUUCGGACCCGCGGUCCCGGUGUGCGGAUGGCCGCGGUGAUGGAGAGAAGGCGGCUGGGGACGUGCACCGCCCUCGGUGUCACCUCGCAUGUGGGGACAGCCCGGCUAAGGGGAUGCGCUCUGCCUUUCCCUCCGGGACAGUGGCACGUGGAGAGGCGGCCGCCAGCACCUCGCUGUGCCGUGGAGCUGAGCGGGGCCAGCACGGGGCCCAUCCCUUGCGGGAGGCUGCUGCGGGGUGGCACCUGCCCGGGGGACUCCUGCAGCGCCACAGCGACCAGGGUGGCUGCGGGAUGUGGAGAGCAGGGGGCACCCGGCACCCACCCGCCCUGGGUUUGGUCCGAGGAGUCUCCAGGGUGCAGAGGGCCGCUCACUUUGUCUCUUUGUCCCAGAUCUGCCCAUUAGGGUCUGCUCACGCCCUGCCCUCCCUGAGCCUGCCUGCAGCCGGGGGCAGCUCAUGGGCAGGGACUGCUGCUGCAUCCUUCUCCCUCUUGCUGUCCUUUUUGCUGCUGUGAUGGGCACCUCUGUGUGUGUGCUGUGUUGGUUGGGGAUCGCUGGCACCUCCCCGUGUCUCACUGCUGCCCACCUGAGCCCACAGAAAGAUGGGGAUAUUUCAAAGCUGUGGGGUCAGUUCGUGUGCCUGGUGCAGCGACACCGAAGGGUCUUCCAGCCCCGGUACCUGGGGACGUGGGUGCAGCCUGGACCCCCCUCUGGUGCCACAGUGGCUGUGCAGCAAGGGAUGUGGUCAGCAUCCCCCCUGUUCUGCUUGUGGGUCUGUUGGGGCUCUGCCCUGCCCAUCCUAGAGCCAAGCAAUAGCCAGAGUGAGGCCCUGGGGUGCCUGGUCUGCUGCAAUAAGGGCUGGAGGGGGGGGCUGUGCUAGGGGGGAUGCAGGCUGGGGUCCUUCCGCCAGAACUGGCUCCUUCCCACAUCAGGUGUAGCUAACAUGUCCCCUUGCAGUUGUGUUUUUUGUUUUGUUUUGUUUUGUUUUUUAGAUUAAUAAACAGAUUGUAGGACCCAG
Messenger RNA from Gallus gallus (chicken), 1575 nucleotides. It is a transcript of the gene ENHO, whose product is annotated as energy homeostasis associated. Lineage: Eukaryota; Metazoa; Chordata; Aves; Galliformes; Phasianidae. The record is from RefSeq and is a predicted model, not a curated record. The transcript is spliced from 2 exons. Bases 309 to 494 code for a protein of 61 amino acids.